Messenger RNA from Opisthorchis viverrini, 7698 nucleotides. RefSeq lists its product as hypothetical. Gene Ontology annotation, biological process: protein monoubiquitination; protein polyubiquitination. Lineage: Eukaryota; Metazoa; Platyhelminthes; Trematoda; Opisthorchiida; Opisthorchiidae. The coding region runs from base 22 to 3978 and encodes 1318 amino acids. The transcript has 4 exons. The record is from RefSeq and is a predicted model, not a curated record. Gene Ontology annotation, molecular function: ubiquitin protein ligase activity.
CCUCCCCGUUCGUAUUUCUGAAUGUUUCCACGCCGGAGAUUGACUGGGACCGUUCAUUCUUCGGAAGCGGGCACAACAGGCGCCAUUCGCCUAGGCCAUCUAGACAGUUCAAGGAGUUCAUUCGGUGGUGGGCACAUUGUUGGGACCAUCGGGGCUUCAUAUAUAUCUUCGUCUUCAUCAUCCUCGUCUUCCAGAUCCUCCUCACCUGUGAUCAAUCCUGUAAGACGGUCUUUGCGCGUUGAAACCCGACGUCGGACAACGGCGGCACUUCAGCACUCGCUUGGGCAUACCCUAUCCCGCCGUAGGCCUGAAGUGAUGGAUUCAACAACCCGCCGUGGAACUCGUUCCUGGGACGAUCCGUCUCUUGCCUCUUCCAGCGCACAAGUCCGGAGUGCUGUCUCUGUCAAUUCCAAACCAAUGAAUCGAACUCGACGACGUGCUUUGCUUCGUUCCCCAAUUGUUCGCCUUAUUCUCUCGUCUAGCAAUACCUCUCCACCAUGUCAACCAGAUAACUCGAGCCAGUCAUCAACAUCCGCGGUGGGGCAACCGACUCGUGAACGUUCGUCACACCGCGGAUUGGACGACAGUAUUCGUAUUCUGCGCAUAGAGGGUGGGGAUACUACACGACCAGUGCGACCAAGAACCACUCGCUCCGGUACAAGAGCUACUCGGACAAAUCCACUUGCCCGGCGCCGUUCUCAACCGACCCGCACCGCAGCUGUACCGCCUAACCCGACGUUGGAGGAGGCAGGUAGUCAACUGGAAUCACAGGUCGCCGUGGACAGCGAAGAAUUCCGUGCUAUCUUGAACGCAAACAGGACAAAUACAGGUGACGGGGACGAUGAAUGCGUCAUUUGUCUAGAUCCGAAGGCUAACCGAAGCAUCGUUCUGCCCUGUAUGCAUACUUUCUGUUUUGAGUGUAUUUACCGGUGGCUGUGUAUCAAUCCCUCGUGCCCCUUGUGUAAAAGACUGGCCCAUCGCAUCAUUCACUCCAUACUAUCGGAUUCUGACUUUACGGAAACUCUAGUUUCUGAGUUGCAAAGUCAGCGCAGUGCAAACGGAACGCACCGGCUUACUGGUCUCCCACCGGGCUUUGAGUUGGAGGAGGAAGGUAAUUCUACUACUGGGGGUCAACAAUCGCACCAUCAUUUCCACUACCAUCUAGAGGCAGCGCCUGUUCGAUUUUUAGAUUAUCUUGGUGGAAUGACCCACCACCGAACAUCCGCCGGUCCGCCAUUAUUCAUCCCUCCCAUUCUCAUCCCGUCCGAUUCUCCUCUGUCACGAACAUCUCCCAUUGAUACCGUACUGAGCGGAAGCGCCAAUGGGUCCCGCCACAUCCCAUACCGUUGGAGCACAGAAUACGAAUCUUCUGCCGAAACCCACAGGUCUCUACUUGUUGACCUGGUGAACAAUGCACUGCGCCCACGAUUUUCCUCGCUACUCGACGGUCUGCUACUCCGUCAACUGGUUUACGUAUUCGGAUUCGACUCAUUGCCUGUGUCAGAAGACCCCCAACUGGAUCGAGACAUCAGCCCUCGUUUUUUGGCGGACAACGAAGCGCAACGUCACCGUCUUGAAGCCUUCGUGCGCCGAGAACUGCGGGUUCUGGCACCCUGGUUAGCCUAUCAACCGAACGAUUCAUCUUCUGCAUCAGCUCUUCGGGACCAACCGGGUGAGGCUGUACAUGAGCAUGCUAUUCCAGCCGUCACUUCACCUUUGCUUUGUGGUGCACCAGGACUUCUAGCUGAAACCGUGGAAUUGGACUCAAUAACCAGUCGUGUUAUGCAACAUUUCACCAACGUUUCCAUGACUGACGACACAGCACUGGUCGAACUCCUGUCUUCGUUCCCCUCGCUCCGCCCUCCACUUGUUCCCGCUACUUACCUGUCUCAUUUUGCCUCUGAGGUUGUACAGUUCGCUCGAUACACAGGAACAUUAGAGCAGUACGAUUCCGCUGUGUGUCUCUACCGCCGUAGGGUGAGCACUGCACUCACCUCGCGUCUUCAAGAUCGAUCUAGAUCUAGACGUCCAGAUCCGCGCCUUGCGGUGUACGUUGCAUCUGCAUGUUGGCCCCGCCUUCGUCCAGGAUUUGCCCAGCCUCAAGGUCUAAUCACACAUCCUUUGAAUACCUGGCUCCUUCAACGCCUCUUUGUACAUACUGUUACGGGUUCUACACACCCAGCUCAACUCUCUGGAACGGGCGAACCUCCACCUACCCUACCGGAACGGAUUGUCUUUCAAGCCCUGUCUACUCCCAAUUGUCAUCCCAACUGCGUGCGACUUUCCAACAUUUCUCGAGCGCUUUUAGGUGCUUUACCUUCAUUAGCACGGAUGCGUUCCCAGGCUGCAGUCCGUCCAGUGGAUUCCUCAGCAAGUGAAAGAUACGAUAAUUCCCAGAGUCCGCUCGGUUUAAACGUCUCCCGUCGGAUGACUGGUGCAGAGUUAUAUCCCAAUCGCCUAUUGUAUCAGCGCGUACUCAGUGAGUUGAUCGAUCAGGCUCGGUUCAGUGAAGCACUUUCCGAAUAUUUCCACCAGUACUUAUCUGCACGUGAGCAACGAAACAAUACGGCUCCGGUUGAUCUUACACAACCGAAUGGUUUAGAGACGGCCGAAGGACAUUCAAACAUUGUGGGAAAUCAUCUUGGUUCAUCAAGACGUACAGAAACUGUAUCUGGCAUGCUCCAACCUGCAUUGAAGGUGCACCCCUUGGCCCUUCGACGUUUGAACGGCUUGCUGCUCCUUUUUACAGCUCGAAUACCUGGACUCGGGAACGGUGUUGCUUCUGACGAUGGGGACGACGAGGAUUGGAUGAGUGAAUUGCUGCACAUGCCCCUUUUGCAAAUGACCGUACCUUCUACCAUUGUUGACCUCACUUCAACACGGGGUCGUUUAUCCAGAGCGCGCAGACGGCCUGUUGAUGUGUCUACCCGACAAUCCAACUUUUCUGGGGCGGACUGGACUUUUCUGCGACAGCUUCCUUGGGAUAGCAUUAGCAGUACGUCCGAACGAAGAUCAGUUCCCAGACCCACCGUUACCGCAGUGGAUGAAACGUCUUCUGUCGCGAAUUCAAAUGUAGAGUCUAUUUUAUCCUGCCUACACAAUCAGGUUUCUUUGAAUCUGCCUUCUGCGGAAAGCCAUCCUGAAACCGACCAAAGCGAACCACCUAGAUCAAGCCGUUACAGUUCGCCGACGUUGGAAUCUGGUUGGCGAAAUCCCGCCCCAUCUUGCGUUGUUAUCUCGUCUGAUUCUUCAUCCUCAUCAUCGUCUGAUGAAGAAAACAGGGUUGUUCACAUCAACACAGUUUAUCCACUAACUACUGAUGAGUCAGGAUCAGAAACAGAGUCUAAUUGCACUGAGGUUGAGCGUCGUAUUUCUCGUAGCCAGCCCUUAAGGAGUAUCCAGAAGGGAUCCAACGGUGUAACUUGUUUGCAAGAACCUAGCUUGCUGGAAAACGCGGACGUUAGGGAAAUUGAGACAGAUGCAGGUAAUUUGUCGUUGAAUCAAGAACCGGCCACUUCCGUAAGUGCUACGGAACCCGUAUCCCCUGUAGUGGGUAAUCUCGGUACUCCGCGAGAAGAACCCAUGGAGGUGGAUGAGCGACCAGAGGAAGGAUCUGUCAUGGCAACACCUGUUGCUUCCGGGUCUAAACGUCCAGCCAGUUCUGAGACCCCCAAUUCAUCGAACGACGCUGUAUCCGAUCUAAACAGUGGGCUUUGUCCAUCGAAGUUGGCCAGACUGGAGGCCUACUUUUCCGGUCUGCCUCGCGAAUGGCAGCAUAUUUUAUGGUUGCGUGCAAAUGAAAGCUUCCAGUCGCCAUCUAAUACCUCUCGUCCAUCACUGCCUAAGAGAAUGCGGCAUAGUGGGACUGGUGGCAUACGAACUCGAGUCUCGCGUAGUCGCAGUCCGGUCUGCGUCGACGAUACCGAUGAUAGUGACUGCGAAUUACUACACGAGUAUAUCAGUCUAGACAGUGAUUGACCAACCGGGUGAGGCUGUACAUGAGCAUGCUAUUCCAGCCGUCACUUCACCUUUGCUUUGUGGUGCACCAGGACUUCUAGCUGAAACCGUGGAAUUGGACUCAAUAACCAGUCGUGUUAUGCAACAUUUCACCAACGUUUCCAUGACUGACGACACAGCACUGGUCGAACUCCUGUCUUCGUUCCCCUCGCUCCGCCCUCCACUUGUUCCCGCUACUUACCUGUCUCAUUUUGCCUCUGAGGUUGUACAGUUCGCUCGAUACACAGGAACAUUAGAGCAGUACGAUUCCGCUGUGUGUCUCUACCGCCGUAGGGUGAGCACUGCACUCACCUCGCGUCUUCAAGAUCGAUCUAGAUCUAGACGUCCAGAUCCGCGCCUUGCGGUGUACGUUGCAUCUGCAUGUUGGCCCCGCCUUCGUCCAGGAUUUGCCCAGCCUCAAGGUCUAAUCACACAUCCUUUGAAUACCUGGCUCCUUCAACGCCUCUUUGUACAUACUGUUACGGGUUCUACACACCCAGCUCAACUCUCUGGAACGGGCGAACCUCCACCUACCCUACCGGAACGGAUUGUCUUUCAAGCCCUGUCUACUCCCAAUUGUCAUCCCAACUGCGUGCGACUUUCCAACAUUUCUCGAGCGCUUUUAGGUGCUUUACCUUCAUUAGCACGGAUGCGUUCCCAGGCUGCAGUCCGUCCAGUGGAUUCCUCAGCAAGUGAAAGAUACGAUAAUUCCCAGAGUCCGCUCGGUUUAAACGUCUCCCGUCGGAUGACUGGUGCAGAGUUAUAUCCCAAUCGCCUAUUGUAUCAGCGCGUACUCAGUGAGUUGAUCGAUCAGGCUCGGUUCAGUGAAGCACUUUCCGAAUAUUUCCACCAGUACUUAUCUGCACGUGAGCAACGAAACAAUACGGCUCCGGUUGAUCUUACACAACCGAAUGGUUUAGAGACGGCCGAAGGACAUUCAAACAUUGUGGGAAAUCAUCUUGGUUCAUCAAGACGUACAGAAACUGUAUCUGGCAUGCUCCAACCUGCAUUGAAGGUGCACCCCUUGGCCCUUCGACGUUUGAACGGCUUGCUGCUCCUUUUUACAGCUCGAAUACCUGGACUCGGGAACGGUGUUGCUUCUGACGAUGGGGACGACGAGGAUUGGAUGAGUGAAUUGCUGCACAUGCCCCUUUUGCAAAUGACCGUACCUUCUACCAUUGUUGACCUCACUUCAACACGGGGUCGUUUAUCCAGAGCGCGCAGACGGCCUGUUGAUGUGUCUACCCGACAAUCCAACUUUUCUGGGGCGGACUGGACUUUUCUGCGACAGCUUCCUUGGGAUAGCAUUAGCAGUACGUCCGAACGAAGAUCAGUUCCCAGACCCACCGUUACCGCAGUGGAUGAAACGUCUUCUGUCGCGAAUUCAAAUGUAGAGUCUAUUUUAUCCUGCCUACACAAUCAGGUUUCUUUGAAUCUGCCUUCUGCGGAAAGCCAUCCUGAAACCGACCAAAGCGAACCACCUAGAUCAAGCCGUUACAGUUCGCCGACGUUGGAAUCUGGUUGGCGAAAUCCCGCCCCAUCUUGCGUUGUUAUCUCGUCUGAUUCUUCAUCCUCAUCAUCGUCUGAUGAAGAAAACAGGGUUGUUCACAUCAACACAGUUUAUCCACUAACUACUGAUGAGUCAGGAUCAGAAACAGAGUCUAAUUGCACUGAGGUUGAGCGUCGUAUUUCUCGUAGCCAGCCCUUAAGGAGUAUCCAGAAGGGAUCCAACGGUGUAACUUGUUUGCAAGAACCUAGCUUGCUGGAAAACGCGGACGUUAGGGAAAUUGAGACAGAUGCAGGUAAUUUGUCGUUGAAUCAAGAACCGGCCACUUCCGUAAGUGCUACGGAACCCGUAUCCCCUGUAGUGGGUAAUCUCGGUACUCCGCGAGAAGAACCCAUGGAGGUGGAUGAGCGACCAGAGGAAGGAUCUGUCAUGGCAACACCUGUUGCUUCCGGGUCUAAACGUCCAGCCAGUUCUGAGACCCCCAAUUCAUCGAACGACGCUGUAUCCGAUCUAAACAGUGGGCUUUGUCCAUCGAAGUUGGCCAGACUGGAGGCCUACUUUUCCGGUCUGCCUCGCGAAUGGCAGCAUAUUUUAUGGUUGCGUGCAAAUGAAAGCUUCCAGUCGCCAUCUAAUACCUCUCGUCCAUCACUGCCUAAGAGAAUGCGGCAUAGUGGGACUGGUGGCAUACGAACUCGAGUCUCGCGUAGUCGCAGUCCGGUCUGCGUCGACGAUACCGAUGAUAGUGACUGCGAAUUACUACACGAGUAUAUCAGUCUAGACAGUGAUUCCUAUUCCUCUGUUUACUCUUCUUCUUCUGCAUCUUCGACUUGCGACUCUGCAUCCCCGGUUCCAUCACUGACGGACCGAACUCGGCACGCUCGAUCCCGCAGCCGCAUUAAACGUUCGAGCAAACACGGUUCUUCGAGGCCUCAUCGACGCCAAUCUUGUCGUCAUUGUCGGAGGGUCGAGUUUAGGCAUCACUGUCGUCGUUCUGACACCGUGAACAACAUUCCCAUGCCUGCUGCUGUAUCUCCAAACUUCGUCGUCACCGCCAUCACCCUACUACCAGUAGAAGGUAUCAUCGUGACCGCAGGGUUCAUCGUCCACGCCGUCCGCCUCUAAAUACACCAAAUUCGCCUAUUCUUAUUUCUGAUGAUGAUGAAGAGCAACAGCACAACGAUAACUUGUUGGUUAGUUCAACGCACACUGAGAACGCUUGCGCGCAACAACAACAACUGCAUCCAACUUUGGAAGGAUUGGUGACUCUAAAAACCUCCGACGAGGCUUUAGACGGUGACUCUAGCGUGUCUCACCGAACGCAGCGACAGUUGUCUUCCUCAAUGGAGUCUACCUCAACAGCAAAGGUGGUUGAUAAGCAAGUGCAGGAUAUGUCCACCUCAACGAAUGAUCUUCACUCACCUCCACCGUCUUGUACAUCUUCCACAAUUCCAGCGCUACCGAUUUUCGAACCUCCGACUAUCGAUGACUUUUAUAGAUUUUUGGAGCGUUUCGAUGCUCACAGUAAUGGAGAACAACCUGUUGAACCAUCACAGCCCCAUGCACAUUCUGAUGAGGUGAUGUGUUCUAAGCCUAAUGUUGAACCUGAAUGUUCUGAAAACGGAGCCAAUCCAUCAUCGCCGCAUGUCUUUCCUACCACUUCCCCGCAUAUCGACGCAAGUGCCGCUCCUGUUGCCUCUCCAUCAACCAGUUCCCCGAGUACAAUGUAACACAUCCAUUUCUCAGUGAAAGGCACCAGACAUGUGCGUGCUAUUACUCCAUUUGUCAACCGCCCUGUGUUUUGUACAGACAUUGACUUUCACAAAAUUGGUGACCCAAUCACCAAGCCACUUACCAGUUGCUGUACAGGCGGUACCCUUCGUGAUCCACUGAGUCCAGUUUAUUUUUUCGCCAAUGUUGCUUUUCUGCUAAUCUCCCAUCCUCUGUCCGCACCGAGAACACAGCUCAAAGUGUAGUUGUUGUCCCACCUGAAAGCGCACUGCUCUGUAGGCUUGUCCAUUAUUCCAGUCGGCUUGAUUUCAGCCAACGCAAAUUUGCUUUAUCCCCAGUCUGGUUCGCCUCUAUGAGCAAGGAGCUUGGGUGAUUUUGCGUUCCCGUCUAAAAUUGGCACCGACCUGGUCGAAGCCUGCUGUCACUAGGUUUUUAUGCGUAUUGUUUUACGACGAAUGUAAUAUAAG